CCAGGCUUCUCUGCGGAAGCCUCCUGCGCCAAGCUAGGCUGGGUGGGUGCGGCGGGUGGUCUCCGUCUCUGAGAUUUCUCUCUUUCCCUGCAGGUGCCCCAGAAAGUAAAGGACGAAAUCGGGGGCAGGCGCUCGCUGCCUUCGUCCAAGCUCUCCUUCCAGGUUCUGUGCCCCAGGACUGGGCAGUGGCGGAAACCUGCGGGGCGUCCCAGCCCUGGGGGCGUGGAGCUGCAACACCUGGGCAGUCUUUCAGGGGCUGCGGCCAUCCCGCCCCUCCCCCAGCCUCCUCUGAAGAUGUUUAUCUUGCCCUCUGCUCCUUGCUCUUUUCUCUUUCACUUUUCUUUUCGCUGAGGGUUGGGACUCCCUGGGUUCAGGGCGCCCAGGGGAACCCCAGCUGACUCGCUCUUUGUAGUCGAAGCCCAACGCCAGGGCAGGGAGCCGGGUGGCAGUUCCCGUCCGGCUGCGCCGCUCGCCGCCCCCCAGCCCUACAGCCGGGACUCGAUGGAGGAAGUAUUCUGGAUGGAUGGCUGCUGGAAUCCCACUGUCAUAGCCAGCUCUUCUUCAACACUUAAGGAUUUACUCUGGCAUUGAGUAAUGAGAAUUUCGAAACCAUAUUUGAGAAGUACUUCCAUCCAGUGCUACUUGUGUUUACUUCUGAACAGCCAUUUUUUAACUGAAGCUUGCAUUCCUGUCUUCAUUUUGAGCUGUAUCAGUGCAGGUCUUCCCAAAACAGAGGCAAACUGGCAGGAUGUAAUAAGUGAUUUGAAAAUAAUUGACAAGCUUAUUCAAUCCUUACAUAUCGAUGCCACUUUAUAUACUGAAAGUGAUGUUCAUCCCAAUUGCAAAGUAACAGCGAUGAAGUGCUUUCUCCUGGAGUUACAUGUAAUUUCGCUUGAGUCCAAAAACGAGACCAUUCAUCAAACAGUAGAAAACAUUAUUAUCCUAGCAAACAGCGGUUUAUCUUCUAACAGGAAUAUAACUGAAACAGGAUGCAAAGAAUGUGAGGAACUGGAGGAAAAGAACAUUAAAGAAUUUCUGCAGAGUUUUGUACAUAUUGUACAAAUGUUUAUCAACUCUUGAUUGUGAUUGAUCCCCUUCAGCAUUUCUACUGUUAGCAACCAUCUUCCUGCGGCUUAGAGGCUGUGAAACUCCUCAUUUCUUGCAUGCUGCCCCAAUUUUUUUAACAAGAGGACAAUCUGGAAUCUUGGAUCACACGAACUCUUAGAAAUGAAGGCAGAAAAAUGUCAUUGAGCAACAUGGUGUCUAUGAACUGUCUUCGUACUUAUUUCGUUCAUUUAUUCUUAAUUUAUUAUUGAAAUUGUACAUAUUUGUAGCAUAAUAUAAAGUAUUGAAUAAAAUUGUGUAUAUACUUUAUCCUUCGAAAUUGCAUUGAUGUUUACCUCCUGUAAGAAAAUAGGGGACAUUCGUUCAAGGGCAAUAGUCAAAUUGCACAAGCUGUGGGGCUGAGCACCCCUGGGGCAGGGAAACCGUAUGUUCCAGCCAGCAUAGGACCACUGACCACCAGCCUUCACUUCUCCAUUAGGUGUAGCACAAGGAGGAAGAAUUAACUACCAAUGAGAAAGGAAGAAAUAGGUGUGAAACCGGUGUUUUACUCUGUAAUUGAUAUAUAAAGCACCUGUUAUAAAAGACAAAAAGUGCAUGUGCCUGGCAGGUAAUAUGCGUCAGUAAAUCUUCGGUGGGAGUGACAAUAAUAAAGCUCCACUGAGGUAGAUAGGUAGAAUCGUGUAUAGGAAACUAAUGGUUGUAAUGAUGUUUGUAUUCCAUGCUUUCCCAAGUGCAGGUAUUUUAUUUUCACUUUUUUUUUUUUUUUUUGCCAUGCAUGUAUAAUAAAAAAUUUGCUGGUUCGUUAGAGCCAGCAUUAUCUGACAUAAAGUAAUUGUUUAUAUAUUUUUGCAGUAUACUGUCUGAAAUUUGCAAGGUCUUUUUUAAUAAAACUAUGACUAAAAUGAAAUAUUUUUGUCUUAUCACCAUUUCUUUCACCUAGUUCACUUAUGGUGUUUUUGUUUGUUUUUCAUUUUUUUUCUUUUGUUUUGUUUUUCCUCAAGUUAGUUAGCUUAUGGUAUAGUCUUGGCUUCAGGAAUAGAACCCAGUGAUUUAUCUUUUAUAUAUGACACCCAGUGCUCAUCCCAACAAGUACCUUCCUUAAUGCCCAUCACCCCUUUAACCCACUCC
Molecule: messenger RNA, 2193 nt
Organism: Panthera uncia (snow leopard)
Lineage: Eukaryota; Metazoa; Chordata; Mammalia; Carnivora; Felidae
Gene: IL15
Product: interleukin 15
Exons: 7
Coding region: 595-1080 (161 amino acids)
Biological process (GO): positive regulation of immune response; positive regulation of cytokine production; immune response
Cellular component (GO): extracellular region
Molecular function (GO): cytokine activity; cytokine receptor binding
Source: RefSeq, a predicted model, not a curated record